GUUAUCGCCGGCUCUUAUUGUAUGCGCAGGACUCGCACCUGUCAGUGUUGGGAAGGGAGUCAUAAUAGGGUGACGUCAUUUCUCCUCGCCGGAAGAGAAGGUUGGUGUGCUUUCUGUCAGAGGAAGAGAAAGUAUCUUAAAAUACUAUGGCAGAGAAGUGGAGCAGUGGACACUCUUCUUCAAUACUAUGUUUGAAUGUGAGCAAAGAUGGCCUCUUGGCAUCCGGAGCAGAAGGAGGGGAACUUACAAUCUGGAAUGAGGAAGGGAGACCAUUAGAACAUGCACAGCUCCAUAAAACAGAUGACAUCACCAGCGUAGUGUUUUCUCCCACCUUUCCAAAGAGACUGUAUGCAUCUCAUGGGGAGACUGUUAGCGUCUUGGAUACCAGAUGUCUCAAGGAACCAGUAGAACAUUUCCAUGUAAAUGAGGAAGAGAUCAAUUGUCUCUCAGUAAAUGAAACAGACAGUUUCUUAGCUGCUGCAGAUGAUUCUGGAGCAAUAAAGAUAAUUGACUUGGAAAGCAAGAAGUUAAGUCGAUGCCUGAGAAGACAUUCAAAUAUUUGUUCAUCUGCAGUGUUUCGACCUCAGAGGCCUCAAAGCCUUCUUUCAUGUGGCAUGGAUAUGAAGGUCAUGAUGUGGAACUUGCAGAAAGCUCGCCCACUGUGGGUUGUGAACUUGCAAGAAGAGGCAGCAGAUGAGCAGUCGGCUGGCCAGCUCUUUAACCCACCCCUGGUCCAUUCUCUAUCAGUGUCUAUUUGUGGCAAUAUUUUUGGUUGUGGAGCUGAAGAUGGAAAAAUCAGAAUCUUCCGGGUAGUUGGUUCUAAGUUUGAACAGGAAAUGGCAUUUAAGGGCCACUCCUUAGGAGUGUCACAGGUUUACUUUUUACCAGAAUCCUACCAGUUCAUUACAGGAGGAAAUGACGGCAAAGUUUUAUUGUGGGACAUCAGCAAUGAAGUAAGAAAGCUGAAGAGUCCAGUCAAGUCCAUCCCCAGAAGGAAGACUAAGAUGUCAAAUACCAAGACAGUUGAUAAAUCAGACACAGAGCUUACAAGUGGCUCUGUGGGUUUUUCACCCAAACUAACCAUUGAGCAUGGAGAGAAAGUGAACUGGAUUUCAUUCACAGAGAUUAAAGGUUCUAGGAGAGUAUUGGUUGCCGAUCAGUCUAGCAGUAUAUCUGUCUAUCCUAUUACUGAGUCUUAAACAUAUCUAACUAGAUAACUGACUCCUUGGUAUACAGGGAUUACCUGUUUAGGACUUUUUUUGGAAGCACCAUCUUUAUUACCUCAAAUAAAUAAUUUAAAAUAGUUGAUAAACCCAAUUCAUUCUAUCGGUAAUGGGAUUCCUUGGGUUAAACCUGGUAUGAUUGUACUGGCGAACUGGCAGUACAAACUUUUGGUUAUAAAUAUAUGUAAAUAUCUUUGCCUUGAUAAAAAAGAAGACAAAGCCUGCACAUCUUUGCACCCAUUGUAAGCCUGAAAACCUUUCAUAUACCUAUGCCUAAAGUGGCUGACUUCCACAGAAAUCAUUCUAUUUUUCUUAGAUACUAUCUGCCUUUCUAAUGUCCAGAGCUUGAACAAAACUUAUACAGAUUGCAUCCACGUGUAGAUUGUUUCCUCAGUGUGUACUGGAAAUAAAACUAUUCUAAGUUCCUAAAUAA
Anolis sagrei ordinatus is the source of this 1656-nucleotide messenger RNA. RefSeq names its product WD repeat domain 53 (gene WDR53). The record is from RefSeq and is a predicted model, not a curated record. Gene Ontology annotation, molecular function: protein binding. NCBI's taxonomy places the organism in Eukaryota, Metazoa, Chordata, Lepidosauria, Squamata, Anolidae.